AUGGUAGACCGUACCCACUUCGUCCCGAAGCACACUGGAUGUAGCAUCCUCCCAUGCACGCCACUCUUCUCACGCCUCCUCCGCUUCGCCCACCAGCAUCCACCAAGACCAUGCAUCCACGAUGUCCGGACCUCCCAGACUCGCACCCAUAUCGAUCUCCUCACUGACGUCCUCGCGCUCCGGGUAGUCAUCUACGAUGCUCUUCCCCCUUCGGCUAUCGCUGCUCUACACCGCCAAGAAGAAAUCUAUAUCGCCGUCAUCGCAGCCGGCGGCUACGAAUAUGCGGUUGCUGUGCUCGCCAUCCUCGCCAUCUGUGCCGCAGCCGUACCAAUUACGCCCGCGCUUCCUGUCGACGAAGCCGUAUACUUCAUCCAAAAGUCGCGUGCGGCACUAAUUUUAACGAGCAUGCCCGAGAAUUCCAAAGGCGAGGCACUUGAAUCACGGAUCCGAGCAACUGCCCCAACAUCUGCACGACCCAACCCGCAGGACUUUACACAUUUGUCUAUCGGGCCAGUGCUGAUGAAUAAGGCCUUGAAACCAGAAGACAUCCUCGUGUCCUCGAACCGCUACCUCGACGAAAACGCCCCCGCCAUCGUUAUCUUCACCUCCGGAACCACCGGGCCACCCAAAGGCGCCGUGAUGCGCCGCGCAUACGUCUCUGAUCACGCUCUCGCCGUCGCCGAUCACUACGCUCUUACUCCCAAUGAUCGGAUCCUACACGUCCUACCCGUGCAUCACGCAACCGGGGUCGGGAUCUCCUUCUUCCCUUUUCUAAUCGCCGGCGCAGCAAUCGAGUUCCGCAGCGGCUCCUUCGACGAACGUUGGAUGUGGGAGCGGUGGCGAGCUGGCGUCGAUGACCAAGACUCUUCUGCUCCGCGCUUGACGUUCUUCAGCGGCGUGCCGACGAUAUACAUGCGUAUGCGGCGGUACUACCAGCUCCAUUUGUCUAAACGGCCCCGGAAGGAGGUAAUGCGGUAUGAAGCCGGCGCGAAGCAGUUCCGGGCGUGUCUAUGUGGGACGAGCGCACUACCGAGGCCGUUAGAAGAGUUUUGGAGGGGAUUGCUUGGGAAGCGGAUUUUGCAGAGGUAUGGGGCGACGGAGUUUGGGGCGGUUUUCAAGGCCGGGUUGGAGGAUGGGGAUGUGCCAGAGGGGAGUGUUGGGGAGACGGAGCCCGGGGUAGAAAUCAAACUCGGGGGCUCGGGGAAUGCAGAGGAGGGGGAGGUGUUGGUCAAGAGUCCGCACAUGUUCUCAAAAUACCUCCACGACCCCGAGGCAACCGCGAAGGCUCACGACGAAGAUGGGUUUUUUCGGACAGGCGAUAUUGCACGCCGCACAGGGAAGUACUACCACAUCCUCGGCCGCGCCUCCCUCGACAUCAUCAAGUCCGGCGGCUACAAGAUCUCUGCGCUAGAUAUUGAGCGCGAAAUCAUCGCUCUCCCCUACAUCGCCGAAGUCAUGAUCGUCGGUGUUGCCGACGAGGAGUUCGGCCAACGCGUCGCCGCUCUCGUGUCCCUCCGCGAUGAAGAGCUGACCCCUUCGUACUUCCAAAGUCACGGUAAUGAGCGAUUUGCGCUUACGAUUGAGGAUUUGAGAAGAGAGUUGAGGCACAGGCUGAGUGGGUACAAGAUGCCGACGCUUCUGCGGAUUGUGGAGGGCGAGCUGCCCAAGACGGUUACCGGGAAGGUGCAGAAGAACGUGUUGGGGCCGAGAUUCUUUCCGGGGGAUUGGGGGAGUUGUGGGGAUGUGCAGCGGUGGGAGGGGAAGACAGAUGUGGUGGCGAGGCUGUGAUGUGAUGUAGACUCGGCAUAUUACGUUGGAAGGCCGUCUUUUGAGGUCUAUGUCUGACUACUUUUAGAUGACGACUUUCCUGGUUCUUUGGGAACUCUGUUGGAUAGCCGUUUGAGAACUCUAUUGGAUAACCGUUUGCUGGCUCAUUAUGGUUCUUUUUAGCAGCUCUAUUGGAUAGACGUCUGCUAGUUCGUUAUGGUUUUCUUUGCAUAUUGCAGCGAUCAGG
This is a messenger RNA of Mytilinidion resinicola, 2014 nucleotides long. Its product is annotated as acetyl-CoA synthetase-like protein. Gene Ontology annotation, biological process: fatty acid metabolic process. NCBI's taxonomy places the organism in Eukaryota, Fungi, Ascomycota, Dothideomycetes, Mytilinidiales, Mytilinidiaceae. Bases 1 to 1788 code for a protein of 595 amino acids. The record is from RefSeq and is a predicted model, not a curated record. The transcript is spliced from 4 exons. Gene Ontology annotation, molecular function: medium-chain fatty acid-CoA ligase activity.